CGGCAACCGUAUCUAUAUGAUUUAUUAUCGGAAAUUGUGGUGGGAUUUCUAAGAAAUUUAAGUUGAAAUUGUGCAGCAAUUUCGCAGAAAGCAGAAGGGAAAUGAUCAAAUUACAGUUAUGUAACCAGUGAUCACAGCUGAAUUAUUAUCGCUAUGGAUAAACCAGACCCUCCAAGGAUUGGCAGGGUCACUCACUGCAGCAUUGAACUAUUUUGGGAUCAAGAGAAGAAGCCCGAUGAAUGCGAAAGGACAAAAUAUUGCGUUCAGGAGGCAGGCAUUUCAGGACAAUAUCGCAAUGUGUAUAGUGGUUAUGCAAAGACAUGCAUACUAGAUGGUCUAAAAGAGAACACUCGACAUUGCUACAGAGUUCAAAUCAACCUUUCAACCAUGUCUAGUCCCUGGAGUUCUGCGAUAGAAGUCACGACAAUGAAUUUCCCGUGCUCUGGGGCAGAGCUUCACCGAGCAGUUUUAAACUGGGAUGUUGAUAAAGUGAAAAAAAUUCUAAACAACUAUGAGUCAUUGGUUGAUGUUCCUGACAAGAUGGGAUGCUCUCCACUCAUGGUCGCCGCACAGAAGGGUUACACAAGUAUUGUGGAUGUUUUACUAACACUUGGCGCGGACGUGACGUUCUCCAAUUCAAGUGGCAAGGACAGCAUGAUGAUGGCGUGUUUCACGGGACACGUUAACGUGGCUAUGACGUUGAAAGAACAUGGCGCUUCAAUCGAAGUAAAGGAUCAAGGGGGUUCUAAUGCCCUUCACUGGGCGGUUGACGGCGGAAGAGCGAGUGUUGUGGAGUGGUUAUUGGACUGCGGAGCGAAGGUUGAUGAAUUGGACGUCGCUGAAUGGACACCGUUGAUGCGCUUGGCCACGUUAGAUGGCAAAGCCGACGUCGCGAAGGUUUUGUUAGACGGGGGGGCGAACGUUAACACUCAUGAUAAGCAAGGACGUAGCGUGUUAAUGGCUGCCGCGUUAUCAGGCCGUUUAGACCUUGUUUCUCUUCUGGUGGAAUAUGGCGCUAAUACGGAAGAACAGAAUAUGCAUGGAAACACAGCUUUGGAUUUUGCUCAGUCUUUUGGCCGCCACGAGGUUAUUUCAUAUUUAUUGUCCAUUCAGCCACCUCAGCAAGAGAAGCAGCCUUACGCAGUGCCAGAAAUAAGCUAUUUAUGAUUUUAAAAUACAGAGAGAGUUUUUUAAAUAACGUUAUAUUUUAAUAUAUAUGCAUAUAGAUAUUUAUCUUGUAAUAUCAUACUGCGUUUGUACUUUAAUUGUGUGGUAUUAUAACAUUAUGGAAAUAAAAAAGCUUUGGAAUUUUAAUUUUGACUUGAUUUUAAAGGUUGAAAAAUGCUCUACCAGG
Molecule: messenger RNA, 1354 nt
Organism: Dendronephthya gigantea
Lineage: Eukaryota; Metazoa; Cnidaria; Anthozoa; Malacalcyonacea; Nephtheidae
Product: fibronectin type 3 and ankyrin repeat domains protein 1-like
Exons: 14
Coding region: 154-1167 (337 amino acids)
Biological process (GO): regulation of apoptotic process
Cellular component (GO): nucleus
Molecular function (GO): protein binding
Source: RefSeq, a predicted model, not a curated record